Colletes gigas is the source of this 1627-nucleotide messenger RNA. RefSeq names its product peroxisomal membrane protein PMP34 (gene PMP34). Gene Ontology annotation, molecular function: NAD transmembrane transporter activity; FMN transmembrane transporter activity; ATP transmembrane transporter activity. NCBI's taxonomy places the organism in Eukaryota, Metazoa, Arthropoda, Insecta, Hymenoptera, Colletidae. Gene Ontology annotation, cellular component: peroxisomal membrane. The record is from RefSeq and is a predicted model, not a curated record. The transcript is spliced from 9 exons. The coding region runs from base 536 to 1459 and encodes 307 amino acids.
AUUAUCCACGGUGCAAACCUCCAUGGCUGAUGUAAUCUUAUCGGGCGCGCCUAGAAGUACGAUAAAUCGACCAAUACUUUCGCGUGGAAGUUGGCUACCGAGCCACGGAGUCGAAUCGUGUCGCGUCGUCCGCCGAGCUCCGCGUUCGGAAUGUUCAGCUGUGCCGCGGUAAAAAGAACAAACAAAACGAGCCAGCCGCGUGUAUAGACGAAGGUCGUCCUCACGUAACGACGUUAAACGCGAGACAGCACGUGUGGAUUUCUCUUUUCGACGACUUAGCGACGGAGUUACAGAAUUUAUCCUCGUCAGUGUCAGCGUGCCAUUCGUCGAAGUAGGACGUAAUCGCUCGUAGUGCCACUCUUGGACAUCGCGCGGUUCUACGACCAUAAACAGUGCUGGACGAGGUCCCAGGUACAAAUGCACUUGCCGGUCUUCCGCCGUUAUGAGACCAAACGAGAUUGCGUACUGACUCGACUUUCGUAAGUCGCGCUCUUAAAUAUUUCCCGACUCUGUGUUCCGAACUAUUUAAGACAAAAUGGGCAGCGGUAAUUACAACAGAAGCAUUUUCUCGUACGACACGUUGGUGCACGCGAUAUCCGGGGCUGCAGGCAGCGUCGUUGCUAUGGCAACGUUCUUCCCGCUGGAUACCGUGCGAAGCCGACUGCAACUGGAAGAUGGACGGGAUUCGAAAAAUACUCUCGCGACUAUUCGCGAGCUCGCCGCGAAGGAAGGACCGUAUACCUUGUACAGGGGGAUGGUACCCGUUCUGCAAAGUCUAUGCGCCAGCAAUUUCGUUUACUUUUACACAUUCCAUGGCUUGAAAAUGCUCAGAACUAGGAGAAAUCAGACGGCCGGGAACGAUUUGCUGGUUGCAUCGAUCGCAGGUGUUAUUAACGUUCUCACGACAACGCCGUUGUGGGUUGUGAAUUCAAGACUGAAGAUGAAAGGCAUUGGUCAAGCACCGGAGAGAAACAACAACGAAUAUAAUACUUUGUACGACGGCCUCAUUCACAUAUGGAAAUACGAAGGUCUGGGAAAACUUUGGUCCGGGACCUUACCAAGCUUGAUGCUCGUUAUAAACCCAGCCAUUCAGUUUAUGACUUACGAAAGCCUAAAAAGGCACAUUACCGCGUCGUUGAAUGGUUCACCGCCCCCUGCCUGGGUAUUCUUUGCUAUCGGUGCUAUGGCAAGGGCGAUCGCCACUGCACUGACUUAUCCGUUGCAAUUGGUUCAGACCAAACUCAGACAUGGCCACAAGUAUCCGACCCUUCCAGCAAACCCUGGCACAUUGCAAAUUCUCAUGUACAUGUUGAAAAAACAAGGAAUAGCGGGAUUAUACAAGGGUAUGGAGGCCAAGUUGCUACAAACUGUCUUGGCAGCGGCGCUCAUGUUCCUAGCUUACGAAAAGAUUUCGAGAUUCGUUUUCCGCAUACUCUUGCACAGACCCGUCUUGAGAUAAUGAUUUGUUUACCCUUUCAACAGUAUUACCCGUUAAUUAGAUCCUCGUACGAUGUUCCGUUUAUUGCGAUAGGAUCACGAGAUGUAUGAUAUUAUAAAAAUGUACGAUUUACGCCCCAACAAGUGAAACAGAGUUUUUACCUAAUGUAAUACAAAGAGAAUACUAUAU